Molecule: messenger RNA, 1061 nt
Organism: Eurytemora carolleeae
Lineage: Eukaryota; Metazoa; Arthropoda; Copepoda; Calanoida; Temoridae
Product: tumor susceptibility gene 101 protein
Exons: 13
Coding region: 13-957 (314 amino acids)
Biological process (GO): protein modification process; protein transport; endosome to lysosome transport
Cellular component (GO): ESCRT I complex
Molecular function (GO): ubiquitin binding
Source: RefSeq, a predicted model, not a curated record
UUACUUGUAAAAAUGUCGAGUAAUGAGAGCGCCCUGUCUGCAGUUCUGUCGAAGGUAAAAUACCGCCACGCCGACCUGACCAGAAGGGACUGCAUGAAUGUGAUGCAUCAUUACAGAGGACUAAUCCCCAAACAAGACAAGUUCACAUUUAACGACGGGUUGCAGAGAGAUCUAAUCACACUCUCAGGGACUAUACCAGUACCAUACAAGGGGUUGACCUACAAUAUACCUGUCUCUGUAUGGCUUCUGGACACCCAUCCAUACAACGCUCCUUUGUGCUAUGUUAAACCAACUCAGGAUAUGCAGAUAAAAGUAUCUAAACAUGUAGACACCAGUGGAAAGAUCUAUCUCCCCUAUUUGCACGAAUGGGCAUACCCUAAUUCCGACCUCAUUGGUCUUAUACAGGUUACAUUUUAUAGAGGUACAGGAGGUACUGAUACAAGUACAGGAACUAUAACUCAGGAACAUAUUAAAGCCAGCAUUCUCUCAGCAGUGGAGGAUAAGGUUCGGCGUAGGAUUCAUGAAGAGUUUUCUACUCAUCAGGCCGAGGGGGAUUCUCUUAAGAAAAUAGGUGAGGAUUUGAACAAGGGUAAGGAGAGGUUAGAGCAAAUGAUGAUGAAACUAAAGGAUGAAUCAGCUGACCUUGAGAAGAAUAUAAACUUGUUAACAACAAAGCAAUCUGAUUUUGCAGAAAUGAUUUCUAAGCUUGAUACCUCGGAUGAAAUAGAUGUAGAUGAUGCUGUACAGGCUUCUGCUCCACUUUACAGACAAUUGUUGACUGCGUAUGCAGAAGAAAGUGCAACAGAGGAUGCAUUAUAUUUUCUUGGUGACGCACUUCGCAGGGGUGUUGUUGACUGCGACGUGUUCUUGAAGCAUGUGAGGAACCUCUCCAGGAGGCAGUUCAUGUUGAGAGCUACAAUGCAAAAAUGCAGAGAGAAGGCGGGGUUGGUCGUCUAACACCAGUGAUGAGAUGUUUAUGGAGCUUUAACAAACCUUAUAUAACGAUUAUUAUAAAACAACAUUAUAAAACAAUAAUUAAAUAUAGAAUUAUGAUUAUAAAA